GCCUUUCCUAUAUACUCUUGGAGGGUUAACAAAAGCUGAAGCUUCACAUAUAUGCAGAAACCAAUUUCAAUUUGGCUGAGUUUUUCUUCCAUUUUCAGUCCUUUGCCAAUGUCUCCACUUAAGCUCCUUGUCAUUCUUCUUCACACUGUAACCAUUUUUACUUCAGCUUCCACUACUGAAUUUGUCUACAACACAAACUUCAACACCACAAAUAUCAUCCUAUAUGGAAAUGCCUCUAUUGAGACCUCCAUUCUUACUCUCACAAAUCAAAGUUUCUUCUCCAUAGGCCGUGCUUUUUACCCUCACAAAAUACCUACCAAACUAGCCAACUCUUCCACCUUUCUCCCCUUUGCAACCUCCUUCAUUUUCUCAGUUGUCCCCAUUAAAAACUUUAUCACUGGUCAUGGCUUUGUCUUCCUAUUCACGCCAUCAAGCGGUGUAAAUGGCACGACCUCAGCUGAGUAUAUCGGUCUUUUCAAUCGCAGCAAUGAAGGCAAUCCUCAGAACCACGUUUUUGGAGUCGAGUUUGAUCCAGUUAAAAAUGAAGAAGAGUUCAACGAUAUAAGCGACAAUCAUGUCGGUGUCGACAUAAACUCGCUUCGUUCCUCAACUUCACACGAGGCUGGUUAUUGGGGUGGAAAAGGUGACAAAGAAUUUAAGGUGUUGGAUUUCAAAAAUGGAGAAAACUAUCAGGUAUGGAUUGAAUUUAUGCAUUCCCAGCUUAACGUUACUAUGGCUCGGGCGGGACAAAAGAAGCCUCGAGUGCCUCUUAUCAGCAGUAAUGUCAACCUUUCAGGCGUUCUUAUGGAUGAAACAUACGUUGGAUUCACUGCAGCAACAGGGAGGAUAAUAGACAGUGCUAAGAUUCUUGCUUGGAGUUUUAGUGAUUCAAAUUUUUCAAUUGGUGAUGCAUUAGUGACAGAAAAUUUGCCUUCAUUUGUUCAUCAUAAAAAGUGGUUUCCUGGAGCACAAGCUUUCGCGGUAGGUGUCACCAGUAUUGUGUUUGUGUUAAUCAUUAGUUGUGGUUAUGUAGCAUUUUUCGUUCUCCGCAGAAGAAAGACACAAGAAGAAGUUGAAGAUUGGGAACUGGAGUAUUGGCCUCACAGGAUUGGUUUCCAUGAGAUCGAUGCAGCAACAAGGGGGUUUUCUGAAGAGAAUGUGGUUGCUGUAGGAGGGACCGGGAAGGUAUAUAAAGGGGUUUUGCAUGGGGUAGAAGUUGCAGUCAAGAGAAUUCCUCAAGAAAGGGAAGAAGGGAUGAGAGAGUUUUUGGCCGAGGUUUCAAGCCUUGGCAGAAUGAAGCACAGAAAUUUAGUAGGAUUAAGAGGCUGGUGCAAAAAAGAAAAGGGAAAUUUGAUUCUAGUUUAUGACUUCAUGAGCAAUGGAAGUUUAGACAAAUGGAUAUUUGAGUGUGAAGAGGGAAUGAUGCUAACAUGGGAAGAGAGGAUUCAAGUUUUGAAAAAUGUAGCCACAGGGAUUCUAUACCUGCAUGAGGGUUGGGAAGUUAAGGUCUUGCAUAGGGACAUUAAAGCAAACAAUGUUCUUCUUGAUAAGGACAUGAAUGCAAGGCUGGGAGAUUUCGGAUUGGCUCGUAUGCAUGAUCAUCAGGGACAAGUGGUCAGCACAACAAGAGUAAUAGGGACAGUAGGAUACAUUGCUCCUGAAGUGAUUCAAAGAGGAACAGCGUCAACUUUGUCUGAUGUGUUUGGUUUUGGAAUAUUGGUGUUGGAAGUAAUUUGCGGACGAAGACCUAUUGAAGAACAUAAGCCGGGGCUAAUUGAAUGGCUGAUGUCCUUAAUGGUGCAAGGCCAAUUGCACAGUGCAGUUGAUGAAAGGUUGAAGGCUAAAGGGGGAUACACCAUAGAGGAAGCUGAGAGAUUGCUUCAUUUGGGUUUGUUGUGUUCACAUACAGACCCUAGUAUUAGACCAACAAUGAGGCAGGUUGUGAAAAUUUUGGAGGUGGAAAUUGACAGCAUUGAGUCUGAUGAAGAUAACAUGGAAAUGAGUUUGCUUGGAAAAAUAAGAUCAGCUACUACGUGGUCUAGAGCUGAAUGUGCUUUACCAUACAGUGGUUACCCUUCUUUUGAUGAAGUUAAGAUGUUCAGUUUUAAUUCUAGGACUUCUAGAAGUGGCUCAAGUACCUUUCUAGGAUCAGAAUCAGAAAUCACCAGAGAAAACAUAUGAUGUUUUAGCUUUUCCAUUUGUUGCAGAUUUUAGGUUAUCCAAAUCCUGUUGUAAUGAAUAGACAACAUUCAAGAUCUAGCUUGUUUGGAUCGAGCCUGUGUUCAUUACCAAAAAAGAAACAAAACAAAACAAAAGAUGAACAACUUUAGAGUGCGAUUUCUAAGAGUUUGUUUAUGAGAUUGUCAUAUAUUCUGCUAAAAAAAGUGUGGUAUUUCGUAAAUUA
Messenger RNA from Glycine soja, 2404 nucleotides. Its product is annotated as probable L-type lectin-domain containing receptor kinase VII.2. NCBI's taxonomy places the organism in Eukaryota, Viridiplantae, Streptophyta, Magnoliopsida, Fabales, Fabaceae. Bases 52 to 2181 code for a protein of 709 amino acids. Gene Ontology annotation, molecular function: protein kinase activity; ATP binding; carbohydrate binding. The transcript has a single exon. The record is from RefSeq and is a predicted model, not a curated record. Gene Ontology annotation, biological process: protein phosphorylation. Gene Ontology annotation, cellular component: plasma membrane.